UCCGGAUAGGGGCGGAAGGGUCUAGAGUUGUGGAGAGGUUUCCGGAAGACUCUAGAACCCUUUGGAUAUUUCAAGAAGGUUUUGGAAGGUCCUAGAGUAUGUAGAGAAUUCUAGAGAGGGACUAGAUAUUUUCUAAGAAGUCUUGGGAAAAUCUUAGAAAGUGUAGAAUUCUCUAGAAAGAGGACCAAAGUGUAAAUAAGUUUAGGGACUUAGGAAGUAAUUUAAAAUUGUACUUUAGUCCCUAGGAGUUAGUAUAAAUAGGUGGUGCCAUUCAUUUGCAAGGCAUCCAAGCAAGUGUAAGCAUUCUCCAAGCAAUACAAAAGCCUUCUUCCAAAACUCUCUUCUUUGAUCUUUCCAAGUCUUCCUUAAAGCAUUCUCUUAGCGAUCUAAGUCUUAAAGGCUUCCUUGAGUUUACAAGAUCUUGAAAGAAUAGUGAGUAAAUUGUCAAGGGCCGCACGGAACUUUAGCCAACACUCUAAGUCCGUGACAUUAGGCUUAGUUUUGAUGGUCUGGACAAAGAUGAGAAGGAUUUAUUUCUAGAUAUUACAUUUAUGGAUAUUGCAUGCUUGACUAGAUGUAAUUUUCAUCUUUAUGUGGAACUAGUACAGAGAGAUGCGAGUCGUGGUUUUCUAAUAGAUUACCUUAUCGAAAAAUCUCUGUUAUCCAUUGACCUGAAUAAUAGUAUUGUGAUGCAUAAUAUGAUAAGAGAAAUGGGAGAAAAUGUCAUAUGGGAAGAGUAUGCUAACAGCAGAAUAUGGCUUCCCGAGGAAGUUUGUGACCUUUUUACAGAAAAGUUGAUAACAGAAAAGGUGCAAUGUCUACGUAUCCCAAACGAUUACUAUUAUGAAGAUGAUUUUGUCGAUUACAGCAAUAUUUUUAAGAGGAUGCAAAGCUUACAAAUACUCAUAGUUGGUAAUGGAACUUUUAGCUCAAACUGCGCUAUCACUUAUCUUCCUUCCAGCUUGCGGUUUAUUGAUUGGCUGGGGUAUUCUUCAAUUUCAUUGCCAGAGAGCUUUGAACCAUCACAGCUUGUUGUGCUUUGUUUAUGUGAAAGUAGGCUUGUGGAACUUUGGCCAAUAUCAAAGAAAUUCAGCAAUUUGAAGUAUUUGGAUCUACGCGAAAGCCUUGGGUUAACAAAAACCCCUAAUUUUGGUGAUAUGCCAAUCUUGGAGACACUAUAUUUAAAGGGGUGUGUGAAUUUGAAAGAGGUCCAUCCCUCUCUUGGACAUUGCAGAAUGCUUACUGCUUUGAGUUUGUGUUUUUGUUGCAAACUUAAGAAGCUUCCAAAAUUUGUCUGCAUGGAAUCUCUUGUGAUUCUCAAUCUCAGUAGUUGCACAAGCGUUGAAGAAUUUCCAGAAAUCUGUGGAGAUAUGCGGCACUUAUCAAUACUCUAUCUAGGAUCCCCCUGGAUAAGAAGCUUACCCCCGUCUCUCAGCGGCCUUAGAGAGUUGCGAUUGGAUGAUUGUGAAAUUCUUGAAAGUAUUCCAGACACUAUUCGAAAUCUUAGUGAUCUCAGAAUUUCAGGUUGCAAUAAACUUGCAACACUGCCAAACAACCUCUUUGAAUCACAGCAAUUGAAAUAUCUUGAAAUACACCGAUGUUCUGGAUUGGUAAAGCUCCCCAUAUCUCUUGGAGUUCAAAAGAAUCUCUGUUUGUUAGAGUUAGAUUCAUGUGAGAACUUAAAGAAGCUUCCAAGCUCUAUUCAGAUGGAAUCCCUUCAAAAACUCAUGAUAUCUAAUUCCCCAAAAUUAGAUACAUUUCCAGAAAUCAAAGGAGAUAUGCAUUACUUGAAAAAUCUGAAUCUGAGUUCUACAGGGAUAAGAGAAGUACCUUCAUUCAUUGGGAAUCUGCUUAGCCUCAUUUCUCUAAAUCUGUCAGGUUGUGAAGAUCUUGUAAGUCUACCAGACAGCCUCUGUAAUUUGAUGAAUCUUCAAUAUCUUUUCCUCAGAGGGUGCAAAAAGUUAGAGAAGCUUCCAGAAAACAUGGGUGAUUUGCAAGAGUUACGUAUGUUUGAUGCGGGCGAAACUGCAAUAUACCAACCACCUCUCUCCAUCACCAAGCUUGGGAAACUGAAAGUGUUAUGCUUGUGGGGACUUCCUGAGGAUUUAGGAUCUUUGCACUCUUUGACAAGCUUGCGUUUAAGUGGAAGCAAUAUUUCUUGUUUACCAAAAAGCUUUAAAGGACUCUUACACCUUCAGCAUCUGAACAUACAAUUCUGUCAGAAUCUUAAUGAACUGCCAGGAGAGCUACCCCCAAAUUUAAGGGAGCUAUUAGCAGAUUAUCAUUUAGCCUUGAAGAGCAUCAAAGAUCUCGUAAUUAAUUGUCUUAAGCUGUAUUGGCUCGUAAUAUCCGACUGUGGAGCCGUCUCAAGUGAACAAGUUAAUGUGUUCCUACAGCAUUUUCUCAGGACAUGCAUCCAGUGUGACUUCCAUCAAAGGGAUUAUUUUCUCAUUAAUUUUCCCAGAGUCAGAAUUUCAGAGUUGUUCGAUUAUGAUUGUCCGUUUAUAAAUCAAGAAAAGAUGUCAAUUGAUCUGAAUCCAUCUUGGUAUACCAAUAAAUUCAUGGGUUUUUGGAUAACCUACGGUCCUACUACAAAGUACAUAAGAUUAGAAGCUACAUUGGUCUGCAAAUGUGACCCUGAAAGAAAAUAUUCCUUGAAGUCUAACAACAGCUUCCAUGAAAAUAUGGUGUCCAAGUAUCCUUUCAUAUGUUGCGUCUACAUACCAUUUGAAACAUUGUGGAAUGCUUCUGGCAAUAAAGAAGGGAAGAAUCCAAAUGAUUAUUACAUGUUGGAGUUUUCUCACAUGUUCUGGCCGGAGACCAAAGAAGCAUGCUGGGGAAUUCGGCUGGUGUAUGAACAGGAAGCAAUGAGUGAUGAUAGCGGUCAUAGAAAAAAGAAAAGAAGAAGCAAUGAGUGAGGCAAAGGUCUGUUUAUAUGAAAAAGGUUAUUUGUAUUUGGAGAGACAUUUUUAAUUUGAAAAUUUAUACUUAUUAAAAA
This is a messenger RNA of Solanum tuberosum (potato), 2998 nucleotides long. Its product is annotated as TMV resistance protein N-like. Gene Ontology annotation, molecular function: protein binding. The record is from RefSeq and is a predicted model, not a curated record. NCBI's taxonomy places the organism in Eukaryota, Viridiplantae, Streptophyta, Magnoliopsida, Solanales, Solanaceae. The transcript is spliced from 4 exons. Bases 552 to 2918 code for a protein of 788 amino acids.